Messenger RNA from Morchella sextelata, 1170 nucleotides. RefSeq lists its product as uncharacterized. Lineage: Eukaryota; Fungi; Ascomycota; Pezizomycetes; Pezizales; Morchellaceae. The record is from RefSeq and is a predicted model, not a curated record. The coding region runs from base 1 to 1170 and encodes 389 amino acids. The transcript is spliced from 4 exons.
AUGGCGACAACCCCUACACCAAACUACAUUGAUCCGCCCUCGCGCGCAGCAAUGGUUGUGGGCACAAACACGGGCAUGAUAUGUGCUGCUGGUUUUUUUGUGGGGUUGAGAGUUUUUACGAGGUACAGACUCACGAAUUUGGGGAGUGACGAUAUCUUGAUAUGUGUGGCUUGGCUUCUCUCAUUCUGCAUGACAAUGGCCAUCAUCUUCUCGACUAAAUAUGGCAACGGCCGGCACACCUGGGAUGUACCCCCAGAAUGGCGCUCAAUGUCGGGGAAACUGGGAUACACAUUCACAGCCCUUUACAACCCAACUCUCAUGAUGACCAAGACGUCUAUCCUCGCAUUUUAUAUCAACAAGUUGGGCAGCGAAGAAACCUUCCGCAAGGUGUGCUGGGUCACAAUGGGAUAUGUUAUUUGCAGCAGUACAAGUAUCUUUUUCUCGAAUAUAUUCCAGUGCUCGCCAAUACGAGGCGGAUGGGACUAUACGGCUCCAGGGCGGAAGUGUAUCAACACUACCCCUCUGUACUAUUUCUCAGGCGCAAACAACCUCAUAACGGACCUCGUCCUCCUAUUCCUCCCCAUGCCCGUGAUUUGGAAGCUGCGUCUCCCUCUUCGCCAGAAGCUCGGCCUCGUAAUGGUCUUCUCCAUGGGUAUUUUUGUCACCUGCGUUAGCAUAGUCCGCAUCCACAUGGUCAGCGUCGCGAUGGUGAGCAAAGAUCUCUCCUGGACCGGCUCCGUCUCAAGUACCUGGUCCGCCGUCGAACUCAACGUCGCUAUUAUUUGUGCGUGCACACCUGCUUUCAAGCAGUUUCUCACAUGGGUUGCACCGGGCAUCCUGGGCACUAGUAUCAAGAAAAGUGCAUAUUAUGGUAGCGGCGGGUUGAGAUACCAUACGAAUGAUGGCACCGGCGGAGUGGCGGUUGGGACGAGAAAGAGUCACUUAGGAGGGCUUGGGAGGACGGCGGGCGCCGGUGCGACAUGCACCAUCACCGCCACGCAUAAUAACGACAGCGAGGAGUAUAUCAUGCAUGAUCUGGCGGGGGAGCCGCAUCAGGGAAUGGGCAUCAGCGUUAACAAGACGGUUGAAGUUGUGGUACAAAGUGAGUCUGUGAAGGACGAUUCGACGAGUUCCCAGGGAAGAAAUGUUGCGAGAGUGGGCAGUUGGUAG